AUGUCGUCAGGAACAAAAGAAGAAGCAGAGGACAAGGAGCAUUCCAAGUCGACAGUAUUCGUAUCUAGUCUUCCAUAUACAGCGACCUCGUCGGAUUUGGAAGCAUUCGCAUCCGACAUUGGACCGAUUCGAUCUUGCUAUGUCGUAGCUGACAAGGAACAGCCCGGGCGUAACCGUGGUGUGGGCUAUAUCGUAUUUGCGCUUCACGAUGAUGCUGUCAAGGCUCUGUUAUUGCUCAAAAAGAAACAGUUCAUGGGAAAGAGAACCGUGAAAUUGGAAUGGGCUACCAAGAAAAAAAUCGUAAAGGAGAGAAAAGCAGCUGGACUUCCUGUCAACACAAAAGUCGAGAAGAAAAAGCUUGCCAGUCAGGUCAACCCUCCAAGCUUGGACGAAGCUGAUGAUAAAGACACUGUCAAGGCACCUGUAGUACAAGUAAAUCAGCCUAGAAGUGUAAUCAUCGGUGGACUAUCAGAAGCCAUAACGCUAAAAGAUGUUCGAGUCAAGGCUCGCAAGUUCGGAACCAUUCGCAACAUUACAUAUCCAUUCCUGAGUGAAUUCAAUGAACUUCGUAUGGCCAAAGUCGACUACAGCUCAUACGAGGAGGCUGAAACCGCUAUAGAUCACCUCGACAAACACGUCUUCAAGGGCAUCCCGAUAACAGCCAUAACAGCACCAUCACCAUACCAGCUCAAACGAUCCAAAGUCAUUAUACGAAAUCUCCCCUUCACAUGCACUAUCGCCGAUCUCAUCACCACCUUCAAACCAUACGGAAUCGUAUCCGAAUGCACACUACCAACGAAACCGGAUGGCAAAACAUUACGAGGGUUUGGAUUUGUCCAAUACCUGAACAUAGAAGAAUCAGAAAAAGCCGUCAAUGCUGUAAACGGGACUGAAAUCAAGGGGCGUAAAGUCGCCGUUGAUUUCACAUUGCCGAAAGAUCAGUUCCUGGAGGAAGCUAACAGGCCAGAUGAAGAGGAGCUGGAUGCCAAUGAUUCGGGUGUUGAAGUCAAGGAUGAAGAUGAAGAUGAGGAAAUGCCGCCACAGACUCUUGAUGAUUCAGAUGAGGAAACGAAUUUUGGGUCCAAAGGACAUGGGCGGAAGCAUAAUAGUAAUGGUGAGAGUGAUGAUGAGGAUGUCAAGGAUGAGGACGAUGGGUGGGAAGAUGUGGAUGUAAAGCCAUUGAAACCUAGACGAGCUCCUCAAGAAGAUGUCAACCAAGGAUGUACAUUAUUUAUACGAAACCUGUCGUUUGAUACCAAUGAGGAAGACCUUACUGAAGCAUUUUCUGUAUAUGGAAACAUAAGAUACGCAAGAACAACGUUUGAUGCAAGUACUGGUCAACCACGAGGAACUGGAUUUGUGUGCUUUUAUAAACAAGAGGACGCACAGUCUUGUAUAAAAGCAUACGAAAAAGCUGCAACAUCGGCUGUAGCAGACAUCUCAUCAUCCCUUACCAGCAAAUCAAGCAGUGAAAAGAAGAUUGGCAAGAAACUGGCACCCAUAUCAUCCGUACUAGCGCCAGAACCAUCCCUAACAUCCGCAUCCUCACAAUUCGUUUUAAACGGCCGUCUCAUGAAUGUGACUGUAGCACUACCAAAAGGGCAAGCCGAUAAAGUAGCUCACGAACGUAAAACCAUACGUAUAGAAAAGGAUAAACGUAAUUUAUAUCUGAUGCGAGAGGGUGUCAUCUUCCCAAACUCGGAUGCUGCCAAAACACUCAGUCAACCAGAGCUUGAAACACGUAUGAUGGCAUAUGGAUCUCGAAAGAGGUUAUUGACAUCAAACCCAAACUUGUUUUUGAGCAAGACUCGAUUGUCGGUUCGAAACUUGGGUCUCAAGAUUGAUGAUGCUGGGUUACGGAACGCUGGUAUAAACGCCGUUAAAUCAUUCUGGAAGGAUGUUGAAGAGGGUAAACGCCAGCCGCUAGAGAAUGAAGUAAUGGAAGAAGAUGCUAAAUUAUAUCCGAAACGAGCAAUCCCUUCCGUAAACCGAUACCCAAAAAUCAAACAAGCUAAAAUACUAGUCGCCAAAGAUCGAGUCAAUGUCGAGACUGGUAAACCACGAUCUAAAGGAUAUGGAUUUUUAGAGUUUGAGACUCAUGCUGAUGCAUUGGCUGCACUUCGUUGGAUGAAUAAUAAUAGUGAGGCUUUUGGGUCUUCUCGUGGUAGCAAAAUCCCCAUUGUUGAAUUCUCCAUUGAGAAUGCUCAAGUAGUUAAACGACGAGAUGAGCUACUUCGUAAAUCUCGUGAAAAGGCGCUUGUUGAAAAGAAGGCUGCUAGGAAGCUCAGGAGGGCUGAUAAGCAACCGGAUUAUGUAGCACCGGAGAGCAAUAGUAGUGGUGAUGCUAGUACUGAUGAAAAGAAGGAACAAAAGAGGGAGUGGAAGAAACCAGCAGACAGACCGAACAAUUCAUAUGAGUCACCCGCUGAUGGCGAUAAACCCAAAAAUACCAGUAAACAGGGUAAACCUAAACGUGACGACCAGCCAAAGAGCAAUGCUGCUGCCGCAACAACAUCACCAGCCGGUAAACGUAAAUGGCAAGAUGAUGCAUCCCAUGAUAAGAAGAAGAGAAGGACAAACGAACCUGCAGUAAAACCACUCAACUCAACACCAGCACAUGUUGUUGACUCGUCACAGCCAUCCAAAAAGAGAAGUGCUCCGUCAGUUAUAAAUCCCUAUGAUAACGAUGAUGAUGUCAAGAGACCGCGAAAGAAGCAGCAGAAGAGUAAGAGUGAGAAGAGGGAUGAUGACGAUGAAGCCAAGUUUGAGAAGCUGGUUAAUACGUAUAAGAAGAAUCUGUUUGGUGGUAGCACCACCAGUGCUACUGGUGGUGGUGAUAAAGCUGGGGCGGAAGAGUCGAGUAUAAGGCGGUGGUUUGCGUAA
Molecule: messenger RNA, 2883 nt
Organism: Synchytrium microbalum
Lineage: Eukaryota; Fungi; Chytridiomycota; Chytridiomycetes; Synchytriales; Synchytriaceae
Exons: 4
Coding region: 1-2883 (960 amino acids)
Molecular function (GO): RNA binding
Source: RefSeq, a predicted model, not a curated record